UCGUGUCGACAUUAUGGAUGAUAUUGAAUAUCUCUAUCGCAGCAUUAGACAGCCCGCGCGCCUGGUGAUCCCCGGGAUUAAACAGGGGCGGAAAGGGUUUGCCUAGGCAGCCGUACACCUCUGCGAUAGAAAUAGCAAUAGAAAUAAUCACUAAUAUACAAAUACCAUCUCUAGAAUAAACAGGUUCAGCAGAAACCAUGUCUGUCGCAGGAUUUAAGAAGCAAUUCCACAAAGCCACUCAGAAAGUGAGUGAGAAGGUGGGUGGAGCUGAGGGAACGAAGCUGGAUGAGGAGUUCAUAGACAUGGAAAAGAAAGUAGACACCACCAGCAGGGCAAUCUUAGACAUUAUGACCAAGACAACAGAGUACCUGCAGCCUAAUCCAGCGACCCGGGCGAAGAUGAGCAUGAUGAACUCCAUGUCGAAGAUCCGGGGGCAGGACAAGGGCCCGGGGUACACGCAGGCCGAGACCCUGCUGGGGGAGACCAUGCAGAAAUACGGCCGGGAGCUGGGAGAGGAGUCCAAUUUCGGCAUUGCUCUGAUCGACGCCGGGGAGGCCAUGCGCGAGCUAGGAGAGGUGAAGGACGCUCUGGACAUGGAGGUGAAGCAGAACUUCAUAGAUCCGCUUCAGAUCCUGCACGACAAAGACCUCAAGGAGAUCCAGCACCACCUGAAAAAACUGGAGGGGCGGCGCUUGGAUUUCGACUACAAGAAGAAGAGGCAGGGCAAGGUGCAGGACGACGAGAUCAAGCAAGCCCUGGACAAGUUCGACGAUUCCAAGGAGGUCGCGGAACUGAGCAUGUUCAACCUCCUGGAGAGUGAUCAGAUCGAGCAGGUGUGCCAGCUGGCCGCCCUGGCCAAGGCACAGCUGGAGUACCACAGGCAGGCGACGGACAUCAUGCAGCAGCUCUCCAGCAAAAUGGAGGAGAGGAUAAGGGAGGCCUCCAACAAGCCCAGGAAGGAGUUCGCUCCGAAGCCCCGUACGUCUCUGGACUUCACCCCCACCGAGAACCACAACGGGGGCGUGGCGCACACAGCCGCCGCCAGGAGGUCUCCAGCCCCGAUGGACCAGCCCUGUUGCCGGGCCCUGUACGACUUCGAUCCCGAGAACGAGGGAGAGCUGGGCUUCAAGGAGGGCGACGUCAUCACCCUGACCAAUAAGAUCGACGAAAACUGGUACGAGGGCAUGCUUCACGGCCAAUCGGGCUUCUUCCCCGUCAACUACGUGGAUAUCCUGGUGGCGCUGCCUCACUAGACUCUCCCGGCCACUGCUUCCACUGCUUCUAUUGGUCUGCCCGUAGCCAUGACGACGACCAUGGAUAACAAACGGCCACAGCAUGACAGACUGCCUACCACCACCAAUCAGAAUAUUAUAAACAUAAAACUGCUAAAAAAGAUGCUAAUGGAAAAAAAAAAAGAUGUUUUAUCUUCUUGCGUAAGAAGGUGAGAAAACUUGUGCGGUUUUUCCCCUGCUUCUCCCUGCUCUGAGUGUUAAAUUGCUUGUGUCUUCAGUUAUAAAUGCAGGUGAACUUCGUAAACCUUUCUGUAUGCUCAAAACAAUUCCACUGUGUUGUUUUAUCCUUAUAUCUUGCGUUUUUUUUUUGGGCUUUAGACCACGGUUAAUGUAAUCACAGGAUUAUCCUUUUCUUAGAAAAUACACGAGGCAUGACCAAAAUUGGUAGUUUAAAGCAAAUAAAACUUGUACGCUAUCCUGAGUUUAAAAGAAUAACAUAAAAAAUAAAUAAAAAACACUAAAACUUUUGAAAAAUGAAAAAGUACGACACCUAAAGCAAAAUUGCUUGCCUCCAUAAGAUUUGAAGGUGGAAGUACCCAUCAUUGCUCUUUGUUAAUUAUCCUCACAAUGUUUUAUUUAUUUUUUAAAUGACAUCACAUUGACAUUAAAAUGGCACUGUGCCAGCACUGAAAUACAUAAAAGCAUAAAUAUGGGACUGGGUCUGUUGUGAGGACAGCCAUUCUGUCCCCUACUCUGGCUAUAUGACUACAUAGUGAGAUUGACAUGUGUCAGGACAAAUCAAUGCAGUACAGAUUUCAUGGCAAUACAUAAUCAUAUGUGUCUGUAUUGCGUACAUACAUGUAUGGGCCGGUCAGUGAUAAAUGAUAAUGAAUAUUAAUAUUUAAGCGAAGGAAACAGACGUAAAAUAUAUUACUGUUUAAGUCAUACUGAAUAAAAGCAUUACUGUGACAAAAACUAUUUACUGUCUUUGAACAUGCGGUGGAAAUAUUUGUGAAACUGAUCUGUGUACUGUGCUAUAAUAAUACAAAUGUGUUUUUAUUGAAGUGGCUGUAAUCGCUGCAGUUAAGGAUGCAAUGGUUUUGUUGCACUAGAUUAUUUGUUGAGAUAUCUCUUCAAUCCAAUCCUAUUUUUCAACAGAAUAGCUGCCUACACUGUAGAAUGGGACAAGAUAUAGCUAACGAUGGACAAAAAAUUACGGAAUGAAAAUAGGUCUACACUUAUAUUUUUCUUCGCAGAUUACGACCCUGGGAAACUCCAGACCUCAAAAUGUACCCUUAAACUUCUAAUCAUCCAGUGACUUUUUUUUGCAUUACAUAAUUCAUGCAAAAAAGGCCCAUGCAUUACUAAUAUUUUUACGGUAAUAUUUGUAUCACGGCUGCUCAGUCCUGUUCCUGGAGAUCUGCCAUCCUGUAGGUCUUCAUUUCAACCCUAAUUUGGCACACCUGACUCUACUAAUUAGCAGCACGAUGAGAACUCAAUCUGUUGAAUGAGGUGUCCUUUGUUCGAAAUGUAGUUAAAACCUACAGGACCGUAGAUCUCCAGGAACAGGGUUGGGCAGCCCCAUCUUAUGUGAUCGCUUUCAAAUCAAAGGGAUAGCCCAAUCUCUUUGUUAUAAUGACAAACUUUGCAAUGCAGUGCCACCAUUGUAGAAAGACAGUUAAAGAGGGCUCUGGUGUGUGAUGUUUAUUUAAAUUGCUAUCUGUUUAAUCAGGCAAAACACAGCAGACUGAGCUGUUUACAAUGGCUGGCCACCCUGUAAACUACAUACAUCACUGACCACGUUUACAGGCCACACCCUUGAACAUAUUAUUGCCAGUUGUAAUCACUGACCUUGUCAUUGACUAGGCCACUGACAAUGUAACUGACCACAUUACAGCCUGUGUCACUGACAUUGUUACUAAUUAGGGUACCGCCCACUAAAGAGGAGGGGCCUUUAUCCAGAACACAGCAUAAAGGCAGGGCCAUACUUUUAACUUAUUAAUGUAGCAUUCUGAAUAGCCAGUUUUCUCAUUAUCGUUGUUAAUUUAUCCGUUUAGACGUCACUUUGGAACAGGACCAGUGGAUUGGAAUGACACUGUUAAAUUUUUUUUUUUUUCUUUAAACAAAAAAAAGUGGAAGCACAACUUUUACUUUUAACAGUGUUUGUCGACAGAAAUGAUAUAGCAUGAGUGGGCAGCACAUUGAGUUUAAAAGGCAACUUUUCCUUCAGUGUUUUGUCUCCUUUUAAUUUUAUAAUUAUUGAGAAAUUAUUGUAUUUUUGCCCUCAGUGAGGACUGUACAGCAUUUUGUGUGUUUUCGCCUCGAGUGUGUAGUUAUGAAUAUAUAAACAGACAAUGAGAAAGGAGGAAUUAUGUGUUUCACACGAUUGUCCUUGAAUUGUUCCUUUUUCUUGUUUUUUUCCCCCCGUUGCUGCACCACAUUACAAAUAUGUUUGAUGUAAUAAUGUUAUUUAAUUAAAUAAAUACCAACAAACUUAAAAGCUAACCUCUUUCCACACGUGUGCUUGUAUGUUGCAUGUUCUGGUGUGAUUAGAGAUGGUAUAUAUUGUGUAAGAUACAUUAUGGUGUGUACGAGUUCUAAUUUUGUAUUGAAAAAGGGAUGCUUUCUAUUUUAAGUCAAUGAUAAUGAAUGUACUUUUUCUAUAAUGAGAAACAUGGUCAAUAUUUGCUGUAAUGGUGUACAGCUAAUAUCAUGAGAUGUACAUUUGUUAUGGUGAAAGAGAUUAUGUAUAUUUGGGGUGAUAAAUUAGACAAUUUGUUUUUUGAGAGAUUUCAUUAUGAAUGAUUUAUGCUUUUUAAUUUCAGGCUUCACUGUUCUCUGUGCACCUUCAAGCAGUGCUCCCCAAAAAUUAAACUCCUUCCUUUAGAAA
Molecule: messenger RNA, 4122 nt
Organism: Anguilla anguilla (European eel)
Lineage: Eukaryota; Metazoa; Chordata; Actinopteri; Anguilliformes; Anguillidae
Product: endophilin-A1-like
Exons: 9
Coding region: 198-1253 (351 amino acids)
Biological process (GO): synaptic vesicle uncoating
Cellular component (GO): presynapse; cytoplasm; glutamatergic synapse
Molecular function (GO): protein binding
Source: RefSeq, a predicted model, not a curated record